Corythoichthys intestinalis (scribbled pipefish) is the source of this 3447-nucleotide messenger RNA. RefSeq lists its product as uncharacterized. The record is from RefSeq and is a predicted model, not a curated record. The coding region runs from base 545 to 2413 and encodes 622 amino acids. Lineage: Eukaryota; Metazoa; Chordata; Actinopteri; Syngnathiformes; Syngnathidae. The transcript is spliced from 7 exons.
GGCCAGAGGUCUGGUGGCCCGGUUUGAGCGCUCUAACACGCCCCCUCCUAAAAUCAUCUACGCAGACAACAACUGCUGCCGAGACAGUGGCUCCUCAUUUUUGGAGACCCUUUUUGAUGAUCGGGUGCAGAGGGGGACCGUGGUGCGCUUGGACAUCCGCCACUGGCUGCACCGCUGGGACUCAGUGGUCAUCAAGCAGAGCCACUCCAAGUACGGCGCGUUCAUGAGUGCCAUGGCAGGGGCGGUGCUUGCCUACAACAGGGCAGACAUGAUGCUUUUGGUAAAAGCAGUGAGGAGUGGCAGUCCAGAGCUCUACGCACAGUAUUCGGACCAGGAGAUGAUCGGUUUCCUCAAAGCCCAUCAGGUCAAGGCCUACGUCAGGCGUGUCACACGUGGGAUUGAGUAGGAGACUGCUUCUGUCGUGGAGUUUAUUCUGGCUGACUUCAAGGGGCCGGCAGGUCUCGACAUUGACGGCAUCCCGCUGUUCAAGUCUGCUGAGGCAGUAGAUGCACACUGGGCCACCUCAAGUAAACAUUUCGGAUGUAUGCAGGAUCCUCCUGGCAUUCAGCUCUACGUGUCCGUAAAGACAGUGGUGCUGAAUGGGGUGCAGCUGAACAAGUACAGGUGCCGUCGUGGCAGCAACUCCCUUGAGGGGCUACACGCACACCUGUACAACGCCAUUCCGUCCAGCAGAUGUGGGAUCAUGCCAUUUCAAGUGUACCUGAUUGCGUUUGCCGUGCAGUGGAACACCAGGAUGGAAUCCCUCCGGGUGGCUGGUGGUCAGGGGCGGCAGACAACAUGCAUGGACGCCCGGCAGAUCCAGCGCAUGAACCACCACGCUGAGGUGCUGUUUGGCAAGCAGCACAUGCUGGAGCCCAACUUUGCUGCUCCUCUGCCCUACCCCGACCAGUACCAACACCCAGAGGAGGAGGAGCUACUAGGGGUGGAGUAUGCUCUGUGCCAGUCCACCGCGUUCACGCCACGGCAGUACUACGCACAGAAAGUGGAGGAAGAGCAGGCGCAGCAGGAGGAGGAAGAGGUGGCCCAUGGGGAGGAGGGGGAGGAGCCCAGGGCAGCUGCGGAGGAACAGGAUGAUGAUGAGGGUGUUGCCAUGGAGGAGGAGGUGGUGGACCCCGUAGAUGGCGUCUGCGUGGAGCACGCUGCCCUCACCCAGGCCGUGAAGGUGGAAGAGGAGGAAAGCCCCGCUCUGCAGGAUGUCCUGGUGAGCCAGCGCCAUCUCCAUCUGCCGGGGAUAGAGGAGGUCGAGGCCCUGGCCCUGCUGCUGCUGGAGCUGGCUGACGAGGAUGACCGCUACCUGGUGAGUGUCGACCUUCGGCGAAAAAUCAGCUUGGCCGCAGGCUCCCUCUACGAGCACGAUAAGACCACCUCCAGCUUUGUGAAGAAGUACGAGUCCAGGUGGGGCUAUACCCUCUUCGGCCGUUGCCUCGGCCUGGACACGCCAGAGAGCAGCGCUGCUCAAAAAACAAAGUUUGGCUGGAUGAGGUAUGCGCAGGCUGCACAGGUGACAGAAGACAGUCGUCUGCUGUACCUGCUCAUUAAGAUGCUCCGCAGCCGCCCACCCAGCUCUAACUUCACUUCUCCUAGCAAAGUGUCAACCUCCAUCAAGGGCCGGUACAGGAGGAUUGCGGAUCGAGUGAGAGACGACCCCGUUCUCUGUAGCCUCAGCAUCCCACUGCCCAACAUAAACAGUAAGUCCAUCUCCAGCUUCCUCCGCAGAGAGGAGAAGGUGGCCAACUACAGGGCGACGGUGCAGCCCAGAGCCAAGCCCCACCGCACCGUGCUUUCGGACCAGCGACUGCCCGAUGCUCCUGCCUUGCCUUCAUCUCUGCCACAGCCAGAAAGACCCCAAGUCCAGUACGAGGCGCACCAUCACAUUGCUGGGAAAAGGCGUGGAGAAAAGCGGAGAUUGGACUUUGAUGAUGCGAACCCAGUACCACAGCCACAAGCGCAAUCUUUAACCACUAGGCCCAUCCAGCCCAAGCCUGCCACCAGCACAUCAGCAUCUGCACUGCCAUCCGGCGUUUCAGCAGCACCAAUACUGCUGGUGGUCCCUGCACAGCCUCGGGCCCCAUCGGUCCAGUUUGCUGGGCCCUCCUGCGGUCAGUUGUUAGUGUCUGUUCUGCCCCCACCUGCACCCAAGGUCAAGCCCAUAAUGCCCAACAAGUCACACAGACCGUGUGGGGCUUGCCAAGUACCACAGUGUGGUGGCAUGCGCAAAAGAUACAUGCCAUCCAAAGACAAAGUGGGUAGGAGCAGCCAGAAACUAUUCACUUUUUGCCCCAAGACCGGCAAAUCCACCACGCCUGGUUUUGAAGAUGUCUACACCAGUUAUGAACAUUUUAAAAGUGUGGUGGACAAGGAACUGGAGAAGAGGAACACUCAACCUCUAUAAAGCCUCACCAGACUGUUGGCAGUUUCCACAGCUGUUGUUGCUGUUUGCUGUGUAUUGUGUUAUUGCAUGUUUUUUGGAGACUUCUGAGUAGGUCACUAUUUGUUCUCUGUGGUUUCUAUUUGUUUGUAUUUUAUUUGUAAAUAGUUUUAUAUUUGUAUAGUGCUUUUCCACCUUUCAAGGCGCUCAAAGCGCUUUACACUACAUCGCCAUCUACCUACUGGUGACGCAGCACCAGGAGCAAUGUGGGGUUCAGUAUCUUGCUCAAGGAUAUUUAGGCAAGUUCACCAGGGCAGAGAAUUGAAGCCACAACCUCUGGGUUGGGGGACAACUACUCUACCACUGAGCCAUGCCAUCCCCAUUUUAUUUCAUUUAUUUAUCUAGAAGUUUAAGUUAUUCUAAUUGAUAUGGCCACUUUUAAAAAAUAUUUUCAUAUAUUCUCAAAGCCCUUGAGAGUCAUUAAUGUAUCAGGCAGCUUACUUCCGCUUUGUAGCGUUGAGGCCGCUUGUUUUGCUGUCUAAAGCAACUUUGCACUAAAACAGCUCUUAUUGAUUUUACUACUUUUUAAAAGAAUUUUUCAAAUGACAAUAUCUUUGUAGCAUUGAGGCCGCUUGUUCUGCUGUCUAGUCGCCUUCUUUGCAAAACUGACUUUUCAAAGUGCAAUAACAUAUGGGGGUUAAAUCAUUAUUCUCAUUUUUGCACACACCAUUUUGUACUUGAAUGCUGCUCUACAUGAAUGUGCACUUUACAUUUGAAUGUUUGCUACUUUGUGUACCAAACCAAAAUCAUAAUUCUACUUUUUGCCACUUGAAAGAAAAAUGUGGGAAAAUACACUAUUCCCUACAGUAAUCAAAACUUGAAAAUAUGCUAAUUGAUAGUAUCACUUUUAGCCACUUUUUAUGUCAUUUUUUAAAUUGACAAUUUCUUUAUGGUAUCAUAUGGUAUGGUAUCUUUGUGGCAUCAGGCAGCUUUUUCCACUGCACCUUCGUGCUCCUUUUCUCCUCACCCCUUUGCCUUGCAAACUGGGCACUGUUGUU